Hansenula anomala is the source of this 2809-nucleotide messenger RNA. RefSeq lists its product as uncharacterized. The record is from RefSeq and is a predicted model, not a curated record. Gene Ontology annotation, molecular function: calcium:proton antiporter activity. Gene Ontology annotation, biological process: intracellular calcium ion homeostasis; calcium ion transmembrane transport. The coding region runs from base 14 to 2809 and encodes 931 amino acids. The transcript has 3 exons. Lineage: Eukaryota; Fungi; Ascomycota; Saccharomycetes; Phaffomycetales; Wickerhamomycetaceae. Gene Ontology annotation, cellular component: endomembrane system; membrane.
AAUACUCUCAAAGAUGAGCUCUGGGAAGGACAAGGACAGGCCAGCUCAGGGAGAUCCAUCGUCACAGCAGCCACAAGCUAACCAACAGCAUAAAGCCCAACCCCAUCAACUCUUACCGAAAUCUAGUCAACAGAAUGUACAACAACAACAACAACAACAACAACAACAACAACAAUCUCCAAAUCCUUUAGCUUAUACCUCUCAAUUCGAUAGCCGCUCAAACGCAUCUUCCCAAAAUAAUACACUAAAGGCUAAUCCAAAGCGGAAGAAGAAACCACAAAUACAAAAAAACCCAUCUUUCACAUUCCAAGUCCCAUCCCCAAAAUAUGUUUAUAGUGUUGACGAUGAUUUAGAUGAAAUUGAACAAGAUAUAGAGAGAGAAUAUUUGGAAGGCUAUAAUGAUGCUCUUAGACAUCGCUAUAGGAAAUCAGCUAAAAAUCUUAAAGAAACUUCAAGAAACCAAGAACAGCAGCCACAAUUUACUGGGAAUGAACAACAACAGUCUGAAAGAACAGACGAUUUACAUGAAGAAGAUAACAAUGGUGAAGAUGAUGAAGCAGAAAAUGAAGAAGGCGAUGAAGAUGAAGAUGAUGUACGUUCAACAACAUCCUCGGAAGAAGAUUUUACAUUAAGAAACCGUCAAGAUGCAAUUAACUCGACACAUCCUUUUGGUAUUAGAAUCUGGAAACCAGCUUUAUAUAAAAAAAAUAGAUCCGUUCAAAGGGAAGCUGAUCAAGAUAUUCAUGAAACCGAUGACUUGAAAAAAAAGAAAGUUUCUUGGGAAGUUCAUUUUACCAAUAUUAUAUGGACAUUAACUUUUGGUCUCUUAUUAUUCAUUUUAUGUCUUAUUGGAUCAGUUUUUUUGGUGAUUACUGGUUAUAGUUCUGUUAAUUAUGCAAAAGUAUUUUUCAAUUUAGGUAUUUAUCUCUUGUGGCCAUUUGGGAAAGUUAUUUACUUGAAAAAAGAUGAAAAUUACCUAAGUGAAGAUCUGAAUGAAGGUACAACAUUUGUUGAAUAUGAGCGUUGGAGAAAUGAAGAACACAACAAGUUAUUCUUCACUUCAAGCCAUGUUAACUUACCAACCGUUGGAAAUACUUCAUCAAAUCCUAAUAAUAAUAAUAGUAACAAAAGAUUAUUUGGAAGAGGUGAUUGGAGUUUGGGGAGAAUUUUGUUUUAUUUAUAUUUCUAUUUUGUUUUACAACCAAUUUUCCUUUUAAUAUGGGCAUUAUGUUGGCUAGUUGUAUUCACUAUUCCAAUGGCCAAGAUCAUUUCUACAUUGACUGAUCAUUUGAGAAGACAUCCAUUGGCAAUUUUUUUCAAAUUUGAUUCUUCAAAACCUUUACCAUCUGAUAAAUUUUAUAAAAAUUCAAACAUUUUGUUAUGUACCUAUAGAUCAACAGGUUUCCAUUAUUAUAAAUAUACUGUGGAGGGUACAAAUGUGUUCUUUAUUAAUUUAAUGGCUGUUGUUAUUUUCACAAUUUUGGAUUUUUUCGUUUUGAAAGAUUUUAUGGGUAUUGAUGUUCUAAUAACAAAUGAAUCAGUCAUAUUUGCAUUAUGUCUUUUAUCAAUCAUCCCACUAGCUUAUUUCAUUGGACAAGCUGUUGCUUCUAUCAGUGCUCAAUCUUCAAUGGGUGUUGGUGCUGUUAUUAAUGCAUUCUUUUCAACCAUUGUGGAAAUUUUCCUAUAUUGUGUUGCAUUAAAUCAACAUAAAGGUUCUUUAGUGGAAGGUUCAAUGAUUGGUUCAAUCUUGGGUGCUGUUUUAUUACUACCAGGGUUGUCAAUGUGUUCAGGUGCUUUGAUCAGAAAGACUCAAAGAUAUAAUCCAGCAAGUGCAGGUGUUUCAUCAACAAUGUUGUUGUUUUCUAUUAGUGCAAUGUUUGCCCCAACCAUCUUCCAUGAGAUUUAUGGAUCUUAUGAAAUCAAGUGUAUUCCAUGUCCUCCUUCCACAAUGCAAUUAUCGUUACCACCGACUAAAACUUGUCAAAAAUGUCAUUUUUUCCAACCUCCACUGAAAGUUGAUUCAUUAUUUCGUGAUGUAUUGAGACCAUUUUCAAUUGCUUGUGCCUUGUUAUUGUUUCUGGCUUACACAAUUGGAUUAUGGUUUACGUUGAGAACUCAUGCAGCAUUAAUAUGGCAAACACCAAUCACAGAAAAACAAGCAAAACAACAACAACAGCAACAGCAACAAUCAAUUCAGUCACCAUCGGUGGAAAAUAUUGCUGAGGUCCAACAAUCUCAAGUUAUUGAAUCAAAUGGACAUGAUGCACCAAACUGGUCAAGACAAAAAUCUACAUUUGUUUUAUUAGGUGCUACAUUGUUGUAUGCAAUCAUUGCAGAAAUUUUAGUUGAUUGUGUUGAUUCAGUUUUGAAAAAUUUCCCAAUUAAUCCAAAAUUUUUGGGUAUAACAAUUUUUGCACUAGUUCCAAAUACUACUGAAUUUUUAAAUGCCAUUUCAUUUGCUACACAUGGUAAUGUUGCAUUGUCUAUGGAAAUUGGAUCAGCUUAUGCCUUACAAGUUUGUUUGAUUCAAAUUCCAUCAUUGGUUUUAUAUUCUAUUUUCUUCAUCUCUGAUCAAGAUUCGUUGGUUAAUGUUAAAGAAUCAAUGUUCACUUUGAUUUUCCCAAGAUGGGAUCUUGUUGCUUCUUUGAUCUCAGUUGUGUUGUUCACAUAUAUUUAUGCUGAAGGAAAGUCUAACUAUUUUAAGGGAAGUAUCUUGAUCUUGAUUUAUAUCAUUGUCAUUAUGGGAUUCUAUUUCACCGGUAGAAUUGAAUCAAGUGAUUUAUUCUUUUCAAAUUUCAUCAUUACUUGA